This is a messenger RNA of Penicillium hordei, 1476 nucleotides long. Its product is annotated as Zn(II)2Cys6 transcription factor domain-containing protein. The record is from RefSeq and is a predicted model, not a curated record. NCBI's taxonomy places the organism in Eukaryota, Fungi, Ascomycota, Eurotiomycetes, Eurotiales, Aspergillaceae. Gene Ontology annotation, molecular function: zinc ion binding; DNA-binding transcription factor activity, RNA polymerase II-specific. Gene Ontology annotation, biological process: regulation of DNA-templated transcription. The coding region runs from base 1 to 1476 and encodes 491 amino acids. The transcript has a single exon.
AUGCCGCGGCGCGAGCGCGGGGGCUCGGGAACCUCCUCGGAUCUUCGUCUGCGCAAGGCCUGCGAUCGGUGUCAUGCGCAGAAACUGGGAUGCCAGCGUGAGGCAAUUGGUGAAAAGUGUGUGCGGUGCGAGAAAGCUGACAAGCCGUGCACAUGGAGCAUCUCCCUCCGGAACCGUCGUGCUCCGACUCGCAAAGAACAACCCCACCAGCAACAACAACAACAUACAACCAUGGCAAGAAACGCGAGGGAAGAACAAGCACAAGAAGACGAAGAUGAUGAAGACGAAGACAUACUCUGCAGCGACAAUCCCACUCCUUCCGAGGCAAUAGCGGAGCUUCAUUCCCGUCCAGGCGGCCCUAUCAACAGACUGAUCUCCGAAUCUCUCGACCCGGCCACUAUGCCGAUAGAUCUUGCAUCCGUCCUAGUAUCCGAUGGGGGCUUUGGUUUGAUGACGCCGUUGUUGACCAACUCCGGCUCCUGGCUGGGUGGGACACAAUUGGGCACCACAACCCUAAUCGGAGAGCCACCCGGAUUCUGGUCAUCAGCAGCCAGGGGGUUACCUCAUUCCCCCAAUGGUCGAGCGACCACCAUGGAUCUACCUCCGGCUGAGUUCGAGAUGAAUCUACCGAGUGUACCACCUCCGUCCUACCCCCCGACUCAUCAACCAGACCAACAGCCACCGACAACAGGCCCACCAUCCUUCCCCAACCCGCAGUGGCUGAAGGAGCUCUUCGACAACAACGCCCGGCUGUACCGGAACUGGCUCGCCGUCUCUUCUAACGUGACCACCAACCGGAACAACCCAAUGUUCACGACGACGAGCCAUAGCUGUGCAAGCUCGCCUGCCUUCGCCGAUGAAGCCAUCCAACUCUCAACUCAGUUGAUACGCAUUAUCCGCGGGCUCCUCCACCACCACCACGACGAGUCAAACUGUCAACAAGCAUCAACCCCGAAACGCAGGGCCCGUCCGGAGGAGGAGCUGGAUCUGGACAGCCCGGGGCUGGACCUAGGCUCUUUACUCAUCGUUCUCUCCUCGUACUUCCGCAUCCUGGAGAUCUUCAGCAUGUUAUCGCACGCCCUGGAGGCGGCCGCCGCCGCCGCCGCAGGAUCUAGCGCGCAUUACCGGGCCCCAAGGAUCCCGCCGGUCGUGCGACUUCCGGCCAUCGUAGUAGGGUCGUUAGACCUCGCUUCCAACACCUCCCUUUCCACCGUGUUAUUUUUGGAGGUAAUCGAGGAUCUUUUGACCACCCUCGCGGCGCUGGUUCCCUCCAUCGCGCAAUGGCCAUCGCAUCCUCACCAUCAUCAUGCGCCACCACGUCUUGAUCCCGGUUGGCAGGGAAGCGACACGCACCGGCCGGACGCGGGCUCCGAUCGCUUAGGCCUUCAACUCCAAGGCAAGGAGGAUGAGAUCCGGCGAGUCAUCCGUGCUAUCCGUGCGAGAUUGGGGAGAAAAUAUGAUAAAUCGGCGGUUUGA